AUGGACAAGAGAAGGUCUACUCCACCAGGUUGGAUGGACAUCAAGUUUUGCAAGACCAACCUCCUCAUUGAGCACAAGGAGUUGGAUGGGAGAUUCCAAUUCAACGGAUUUGCGAGAAGAGGAUCUGAGCUCGAUCGAGCUGAGGAUCGAGCUGAGGUCAAGCUGAAGAUCAGUCCAGGAAGCGCUGAUUUGGGUGAGCCUGAGUGCUAUUACUUUGAGGAGUAUGAGGCUCCAAGGAUGAACCCCUCUGUUGUGGCUGCCCACAAGAGGAUUGGACUUCUCCAAAAGUUCAACAAGUGGCAAGGGAAAGCCAUGGAGAAGAUGCAAAAGUCCAUGGACAAGAUGGUGAGCAAGAUCAAAGCUUGGAGAAGAAAGUUUCUGGUUCUUCAAGCAAGAAGAAGAAGUCCAAGGCCCCCACAUUCCCUAGGAGUAGGUCACUCCUCACCACUCCAAGGAGGCUCCCUGCCCAAGAGCCUCACAGAGCCUCUUCUUUCGAGCCAAGGGAAGGAGAAGACAACACGCAGAGAAGGAGGAAGACUUCCAAGGCCAGACGCUCCAGCUCGACCACCGGACUCGAUCGAGUCCAGCUCGACCACCGGACUCGAUCGAGUCCAAACAGAGGAAACUCAACUCGAUCGAGCUGACGGUCGAGUUGACCUGGAGGAGCCCCAGUUUGAGAUCCGGGAUUUCGAGUACGAUCCCAGCCUUACCAGGACUUCCCCAGAGAUGGAACCCCUAUACAGUCGAGCUACCAAGCUCCACCAAGGCCAAGGAACACACACUUUCAAGAUGAAGAAGAGGAGGAAGAGAGCCACAAGCUCGAUCGAGUGA
Microthlaspi erraticum is the source of this 831-nucleotide messenger RNA. The record is from the annotation of a GenBank genome assembly. Lineage: Eukaryota; Viridiplantae; Streptophyta; Magnoliopsida; Brassicales; Brassicaceae.